UCACUUUGAGACUGCGUUUCCAGAACUGGCCGUGGUGAUACUCCAAAAUCGGAGUCGUCCACGUACGGUAUGUCUGCGAUCGAUCCAUCACACCUAGUGGAUGGUCUGUCUAUUUCUUCUAUCGUUAUAGAAGGUGAUACUUCCACACUUUCACUGUUUGGCUCUGACUGAACGGCGUUAUGCGAGUCCAUGGUUAUGGCUGGCUUUCUCACUGUCGAAAUUCGAUAUGAAUGAUCAAGAGCACGGAAAAAUGGCGGAAGCGAUUGGGACUGAUCGAAAAAAUGCACUACCUGGAUCUCAAGCUCUGGUAAAAAGCUGCUAAUGGUAUUCUCACUUCUACGUAAUUCAGCUGUACAAGAACGAAAUCGACGUCGAGGUGAUCGGUAGGCUCGCCUGGGAAUCGAAUCGAAUGGACGUUGACCAAUAACGUGAAGAGCAGUUUCGCUGAUGAACUGUUGCGGCCAGGGUCUACUGUCACCCCGGUACAGUUGCUCCAACAGCGUCAGCGGCCGUAUUAACACUGUCGACCAACCGCGCGUCUGUGAUGUUGUCGAAAAGAGCCCCUUCAGAGAAAGCGUAGACAACGUCGACGAACCGCUCCAGAGGACAGGAGUAGAGGGUAGCGUUUGCGAAUCGAUGCCAGCCAAUCCUCUCACAGCUCGAAUCUAAAAAAAUGCUGCAAUAUGGAACGGCAUCAAAGGCAGUGAGCCUGGCAGUGGGAUUCGAUUCGUUGGCAGAUGUCCGUUGAGCGAUGAAGAACACAGUGCUGUCGGCUGCUGUUGGAGGUACGACACUGCCCUUUGCAAAUCGCCAUUGCGAUGUUUUCAACGGCUCAGCUUUUUCAGUGACGACUUCGGUUCGCUCGUUUCUAUACAGUACCGAUCGGUUGUUACUUACAGUGGAAAUUUGUGGAUCACUAGAGUAUCGUGA
Haemonchus placei is the source of this 930-nucleotide messenger RNA. Lineage: Eukaryota; Metazoa; Nematoda; Chromadorea; Rhabditida; Trichostrongylidae. The record is from the annotation of a GenBank genome assembly.